GGGAACAUUAAGGGGGAGGGCAGAAUUGUUCUUCUGAUUUUUUUUCGGAAUCUUCAGAAUUCUGAUUAUUUGUUUCUGACAUUAUUAACAAUUUUUGACAUUUCUGGCAUAAUUAAUUAUGUCAGAAAUCGUCCACUAAUAUUAACGAGUGAAAAGAUAUUGGUAGAGUGAAGGGGUAUUGGUUGUAAAAACGAGAGAAUUAAAUUUUUAAAUAAAUUUUUUAAUUUGUCUAAAUUUCCUCAAUUUUUAUUAUUUUAUUUUUCCACUAAAAAAUAAAAACAGAAAAUUGCCUAAAACAAAUAUUUACAAAAUCGGGAGCAGAUGGUUUACUUAAUUUUUAUUUUUUUCUAGUUUCAAUUUCACUUCCUUUUUAGCUAUUUUUACAUAUUUAAUUAAUUUUAAAAGUUUUGUUCAUAUAUUUUAUUCAUUUUCAAAUUCCCUAUAUCCCGUUUUUUGCAUUUAAAUUAUCUAACCGGCUGAGAGAAAGAAACAUCCUUCCACAUCCUUCCACCUGCGUAGCGUGUAGGGGAAUUUGGAGUAGGGUUGGCGGAUCGUGGGAGAUCUGUGAUACCUGGAUCGAUAUCCUAGAACCGUAUACGAACCGUAUAUCUUGAACCGUCACGGAUAUCCAGAUCAGUUCUCCGGAUCAGCUAAUACUAGUGUGAAGCCUCUUUGUGCCUCUCUCUGUGCCUCCCUCUCCCUCUCAAGUCAUUUCCAGUGACCAGUGCUUAUAAUAUUUUAAUUUUGCUCGUACUCGUACUUCGUAUAGCCUUUAUUUAGGUUGUACUCGUACUGUAUUUCGUACCAAAGUAAGAGUACGAGUACGAAUCUUGGUACGAGGUUAUAAGCACUUCAGGUGACUGGAGGACAUUUCCGGUCUAUUACAAACCUAAUUCAAUAUUAACGUACUUAAUAUUCAAAAAAUAUUAUUUUUCCUAUUUUAUAGCCCUAUAUAAAUUCUAAAGAAAAAAACAAGAAAAUAAAACAUUAAAAAGCAACAAAGCUAUAAACCACCGGAAAAGACAAUAAAAAACAAUAAAGCUAAUUAAAAAUGCAGCAAACACAAAAAUUAUUUUUUCCCUCAACAAAAAUUUCUAAAAAUUCAUUUUUCCAAUUUUCUCCAAAAUUAAACAAAUUUAUGCUAAUUUCUAUCAUUUUAACAUUUUUGUUGCUAAUUAACAAUAAAAAUAGCCAAGUUUAUGCUACUCAAGAGCAACAACAAUUUAGUAGGCAAGUGAGGCCUUAUUCUGAAAGAGCUGCUAAUCAGAAUUUGCUCGAUGGUUCAAUGUCUAUGGACGAGUUUGACAACACCGACCCAUUCUAUCGGGCUGCUCGGGAGAAUGGAGUCAAAUGGAUGCGUUUUGGCAAACGAGUGCCUCAACAGAGUAAAUGGAUGCGUUUUGGAAAGGUGUGUAUCUUUUACAGGGAGAAGAAUUGA
Messenger RNA from Meloidogyne enterolobii, 1438 nucleotides. The record is from the annotation of a GenBank genome assembly. NCBI's taxonomy places the organism in Eukaryota, Metazoa, Nematoda, Chromadorea, Rhabditida, Meloidogynidae.